CGAGUCACAGGCGAACACGUGGAGGAAAUGACGCGGUUUUUUGGGUCCCUGAAUGGAAAAUGAAGUCGUUGAAAAUGACGACUGCUUCUUCUUCACCUCCUCCGUAGCUUUGGAGGCUCUGGAGACCUUGACCCCCACCUAAACCUCUCUGCACAACGAUAAUCAAAUUUCAUUGUCUCUAACUUUGAAUCCAAGAGACGAAAUUUUAUUUGUGCAGAGAGACAAAAUUGAAGAAUAUAUACAUAUAUAGAUACAGCGCCCUCUUCAAUUCCGUUGCCUUCUCUUCUCAAAAUUGAUAAGAUUAAUUUGUUAGUGACAAAAUGGGUUGCAAUUCCAGCAAAAGCGUAGACUCAAAAGCGAACAGAGCCGCCCGAUGGCGAUCCACCGGCAUUGUUGGUUUGCGGGACUCCAAAUUGAAGUCAUUUCCAGAUGAAAUUCUUGACCUGGACAGAUCAGUACGUACUCUUGACUUAACACACAACAAAAUAGUUGACAUUCCUAUGGAAAUUAGCAAAUUAGUAAACCUGCAGCGACUGGUCUUAGCUCAUAACCUCAUUGACAGACUACCGAUAAAUUUGGCAAAACUAGAGUCUCUAAAAGUUAUGACACUUGAUGCAAAUCGAGUGACUUCCUUACCUGAUGAAUUGGGACAGCUGGUGAGACUUGAGCAGUUAUCCAUCUCUGGAAAUUCCUUACAAUAUUUGCCUGAGACUAUUGGAAGUUUGCGCAAUUUAAAGCUUUUAAAUGUAUCUAACAACAAAUUAAAGUCUCUUCCAGAAUCCAUCGGUAGUUGCUUCUCUCUGGAAGAAUUACAAGCAGAUGAUAAUUCAAUUGAAGAUCUUCCUGAAUCAGUCUGCAACCUUGUCCACUUAAAGGCACUUUGCUUAGACAAUAAUAAUGUGAAGCAGAUACCUACUAAUCUGUUGAAAGACUGUAAAGCUCUGCAGAAUAUUUCCCUGCAUGGAAACCCUAUAUCAAUGGAUCAGUUUCAGCAGAUGGAAGGAUUCCAAGAGUUUGAAGCAAGGAGGAAGAAGAAGUUUGACAAACAAAUUGACUCAAAUGUGAUGAUCAGUUCCAAAGGCCUUGAUGAGGGUGUCGAUCAUUGAGAGUAUGACAUUGACAUUCCUGAAACAAGGUUAACGAGUCAACGCCGUUCAAAUGCGAAAGAGGGGUGGUUACUUCGCCGCUGUAAAUUGAGAUGAGCUCUGCUGUAGCUUGGGAAUGGACGACAACAUUGUUAUUUAUGAUCACUCGUCAUGUGCAAAAUAAAAAGUAUCCGAACUCAAUUCUGUUGCAUUGUACACUUGAUAGUGUUUUCUUCAAUACUUGCCGGUCAUUGGCAAGCUUUGUAUACGAAAGGGUGGGAACUCAUUUUGGUUACACAUUUGAACUGUAAAAUAAAAUGUUACUUGUACUGAUACAAAAUGGAAAAGUGAAUAUAAUGAGAACACUGAACGCAAUUUCUGGACA
Prunus persica (peach) is the source of this 1470-nucleotide messenger RNA. Its product is annotated as plant intracellular Ras-group-related LRR protein 7. Bases 321 to 1106 code for a protein of 261 amino acids. The transcript has 10 exons. The record is from RefSeq and is a predicted model, not a curated record. NCBI's taxonomy places the organism in Eukaryota, Viridiplantae, Streptophyta, Magnoliopsida, Rosales, Rosaceae. Gene Ontology annotation, molecular function: protein binding.